This is a messenger RNA of Symbiodinium pilosum, 294 nucleotides long. The record is from the annotation of a GenBank genome assembly. NCBI's taxonomy places the organism in Eukaryota, Dinophyceae, Suessiales, Symbiodiniaceae.
AUGAAUGCCCUCGAAAGCUCAGGCACAUUGACAAUCCUUCCCCAGAAGGUCAUGGAUGGUACAAACCUUGGAAUUCGGGCUGUUGAGGCGCUGGGCAAGCCUUUGCUGGUCUUUGGGUUGGAGGAUGCCUCUGACUUUCUUGCAGCGGAGGAGCGAUUUGUCACCUGGCUUCGAGAUCAUGACAUCUUGAUUCUGAACAUCAAUGGCCCUCGCGAGUCAUCUGUGCCAGGGGUUUAUGCAAAGAGCAAAGACCUCUUUGCCCACAUCUUUGCAGCGGCGCUGCGAAGCGCAUAG